UUUUUAACUUUCACCCUAAAAUAAUAAAAGUACUUAAAACCUCACACACAAGGUUAACUAAACUCGAUUCAAAUGAUUUGGCGUUGAAUCGAUCGAGGAAAUGGCACCUGAAUUUUAAACGACACUCCAUUCACAUUCUUCUCAGGUGUUCACUGAUCCAACUAGUUACUUAAUGAAGAAAAGUGACGUUGUCACUUAUCAGUUGGAGAAUAGCACAGUCCUUCAACGCUCCUUUUCUUCCUUGCCCCACCCCCCAGAUUGCUACUAGACAUUAAUUUUGAAGUCGUCGUUAAGGUCCCUAUUUAUUAGGAAUAGUUCUAAGAUAUGUUCAUCAUUAAUAAGGAAAUGAUCCAUCAUGUAACCAUUGAUUAGAUUUCUUUAUGAAGAUGUGUGGAACAUUAAGUGUUUAUUUGUCGUGCUCCAGGUUAAAAAACCUGAGGAGUAUCUACCAAAUGGAGGCACUCCAUUCAUCAAAAAGAAAAACAAAGAAGAUAUGAAAGAAUUCUGUUUCGGUCUUUCUUUUUAUAGAAAAGAGCCAAAAAUACCUCCAACGUAUGAAAAAGGGCUCACAAAUGCCCUCCAUCCACUUUUUGGUCUAAAAUACCCAACCUAUAUUUUGCCUCAAAAAUACCCUUCAAACUAACACCUAAAUCUGAUGGAUUUUUGCAACUUAAAAUAGCGACUUGAGUUAUUAUGAUUGACCACAUAUAUUACUUAAUUUUAAAAUUACACCCUCCCUCUUUUUAAACCCAAACCUGCUGACCCGUUUGAUUGAGUAGACCUAUUGUUUUUACACGUUUCUUAGCCUAACAAAGCGUCAGCUCAAAUUACAAGUUUUUCAGCAUAAAGGAAAUAACACAUCAAUUAAAAACUCCAGUCUCUAACCACUGAUGCUUAGUGUGAAUCAGCUACAAUUUAAACUCCCUGCAUUUUUGAAGCAAGGGGAAAUAGCUUCUAGUCCUCACUGCUAAGUCAUGUAUUGUAAGGCGAAUAAGCUCAUAAAAGUUGAACUCUUAGAGCCUGUUUAGAUGAUUUUAGUGCUUUUAGGCACUUUUGGAAUGUUUGUGGAAAUUUAAAAAGUGCUUAUAAGCACUUGGCUUUGGCUUUAGGCUAAAAUGGUAAAAAUAAGCCAAAAGCCAAUCCAAACGGGCACUUAAUCCAUUUGCAUGGGUAAUAAGGAAAAGAAAAACAAGAUAUUAGAGAUGGCUGGAAAUGCAAUUGUCGGUAUAGGACCGAUAUUAAAGAGGUAUCUUAACUCUUCUUUAAUAUGGGAGCGUAGACAUUAAUAUUCAUUGAGCCGGUACAAUUUGCUCUUGAAGAUGUUUUAAUGUAGUGUUAAACUAACAACAAUUUGCCUUUUAUGAAAUGGGUCAGGUGGAUGUAAUUUUCAAAUUAUCUAAUAUAUGUGGCAAUCAUAACAAGUUAUGUGGCUAUUUCAAAUUGCAAAAACCCAUCGGAAUUAGGGUGUUAGUUUGAGGGGUAUUUUUGAGCCAAAAUAUAGGUUGGGGUAUUUUUCGACCAAAAGCUAGAUGAAGGGUAUUUCUGGGCCAUUUUUCAUAUGUUGGGGUAUUUUUGGCCCUUUUCCAUAAAGAGAAAGACCCAAACAGAUUUUGUUUCAUUUCUUCUCUGUUUAUUCCAUUUGCAAGCCACUCCUCAGGUUAAAAAUCCCGAGCACAACAAAUUAGCACUUAUUGUUCCACACAUCUUCAUAAAGAACUCUAAUCAAUGGUUAAUAAAGGAUCAUUUCCUUAUUAAUGACGAAUUUAUGUUAGAGCUAUCUGUAAUAAAUAGGGACCUUAACGAUGACUUGAAAAUUAAUGCCUGGUAGCUAUCCUAGUUGCGGGGGCAAAGGAAGAAAAGGGAGCUAUGGCAUGGCGCUCCUGCUAUUUAAAGGCCCUUCUUUCCCAGAAAUGAUCGAUCUUGUGAAGACAUGGAUUUCAAUAGUUCGUCCAUGGAACUUCCAAAAUCCUCAUCAGCACUAUCUUCAGAUAUGCAAAGACCGGUUCAUAUGCAGAAAUCCAUGCCGAGUGACAAGAAAAUUCAGCAGGACGAAGAUGAAAGGGAUCCAAGGUUUAUGCUAAAAGAAGAACUCUCCUGUUUCUGGAAGCGACAAAAGGAAGAAAUUUUGCAUUCAGAUCUAAAGAGAAAACAUGAGCUGCCCAUCUCAAGGAUCAGACGGGCAAUGAAGUCAAAUGAUCAAGUAAAGAUGGUUAGUGCACAUUCUACUGUUUUGCUUGCCAAAGCAAUUGAGAUGUUCAUUCUCGAGCUCACUCGACGUGCAUGGAUGCAAUCUGAACAAGAAAAACGUCGAACUCUGAAGCGCUGUGACAUUGCUAGGGCCAUAAGGAAUGAAGAACUUUUCGAUUUCCUCAGUGACAUCGUUCCACUCCAGAACUACAAGGUGCAAGAGGCGGCAAAUGAUGUCCAAGGAAAUGAACUUCACCCAGCUCAUCAAAUGGUUAAACCUAAUAAUAAUUCACUACAAUCCCAUUUUCAGGUGCACGCGGAGGCAAAUGAUGGCCAAGGAAAUGAAUUUCGCCCAACUCAUCAAUUGGUUCAACCUAAUAACAUUCCACUACCGUGCCAAUUUCAGGUGCAACAGCAGACAAAUGAUGGGCAAGGAAAUAUGUUUGACCCAGCUCAUCAAUUUGUCCAACCUAAUAACAUUCCACCACAGUACCAAUUUCAGGUAAAAGAGGCGGCAAAUGGUGGCCAAGGAAAUGAAUUUCACCCGGUGUAUCAAAUGGUUCAGCCUAAUAACAUUCCAGCCUCCUUCACCAGCACCCAAGGAAUUCCAGCGCCUCUCAUGUCACCACCUCUAUUUAAUUUUUCUCCUGAAGAUGAGUUCAUCAUUGAUGGAUUCUUAAUGGACUAUAAGGAGGGACUUUAAAGUGCAGAUUUAAACUAAGUUCUGUUUCUUCAGUCAUUACCAUUUUCCUUUGUUGGUGUUCUGCCUUUUCAAUAGGCCAUCCUUUAGACUCUUUAAUCGACCGAAUAAAAAAGGUGUUGUGUUUAAGGACUUACCAUACUGCUGAAAAAAUGCAGUGUUUGUGUUAACUGGUGUAAUCUUUGCUUGUGUUCAGUGUUUUGAAUAAAUAAACACUUCAUUGAGAGGUGAAUUUUAAGUCUUCUUAUUGAAACAUGUUUGCUUCUGGA
Molecule: messenger RNA, 3156 nt
Organism: Capsicum annuum
Lineage: Eukaryota; Viridiplantae; Streptophyta; Magnoliopsida; Solanales; Solanaceae
Product: nuclear transcription factor Y subunit C-1
Exons: 10
Coding region: 1931-2890 (319 amino acids)
Biological process (GO): regulation of DNA-templated transcription
Cellular component (GO): nucleus
Molecular function (GO): DNA binding; protein heterodimerization activity
Source: RefSeq, a predicted model, not a curated record